Molecule: messenger RNA, 1029 nt
Organism: Knipowitschia caucasica
Lineage: Eukaryota; Metazoa; Chordata; Actinopteri; Gobiiformes; Gobiidae
Source: the annotation of a GenBank genome assembly
AUGUUCUCUGCGGGAAAAUGGGCCCUAAACCCGGAUCUACACCCGAGGAUCCAGGCGGCGCUGCAGAGAGUGUCCCUGAGUCCAGAGGAGGUCCUGGCUCUUCCUUCGCUCCUCGUACAAAAAGCCACAGGUUUGAGUAGAGACGACGAACAGAAACUGAGACUGAAGACACAGUCCCGGACCACGGUAACACAAGCCUCCCGCCUCACCCCCUCCCCCUCUGUGAGCUGGGGCUGUCCCUUCCUGGACCAGAGACUGGGAGGAGGGCUGCCUGUAGGGGGCAUCACUGAGUUGUUUGGACACAGUGCAGCAGGAAAGACUCAACUAGCCCUACAGCUGUGUCUGAGUGUGCAGUAUCCACCGCAGUAUGGAGGACUGGCCUCAGGAGCGGUCUUCAUUUGUACUGAAGACCCAUUUCCUUCCAAACGGCUGCAGCAGCUGAUCUCAGAACAGUCGAGUCUUCGGCCUCAGGUUCCUCUGAGUCUGACGCAGCAGAACUUCAGUGACCGAGUCUACGUGGAGCACACUGCUGACCUGCCCUCUCUGAUUGGCUGUCUGUCUCGCCGUGUCCCUGUCCUCGUCUCUCGUGGACUUGUGCGCCUUCUUGUGGUGGACUCCAUUGCUGCUCUUUUUCGCACCGAAUUCGAGGCGUCUGAUUGGCUGAACAGACACCAUCAGCUAUUGGCUGUUUCCUCUGAGCUGCAGCGAAUCAGCCGCCAGCUUCAUACCGCAGUGCUCUGCAUCAACCAGGCCGUGGAUCUCAUGGAGCAGGACCACAGUUUAAGCUCCUCGCCUUCCUCCUUUGGCCCCGCCCUUGGUCUGGCCUGGUCCAAUCAGGUUACAAUGAGGCUGAUGAUGCGUCGGGAGGCGGGACUUCUGAGGCGCGGUGACCAGAGCUCCGCCCACCGCAGUCUGCAGGUGGUGUACGCCCCCCACCUGCCUGCCGGCCAAUCACAGGGCAGUGUGAUAGUGGGAGUGUGGAGGGAGGGGCUGAGGGGGGAGGGGCAUCUGGAGAAUAUUCAUCUUUAG